This is a messenger RNA of Glycine soja, 3555 nucleotides long. Its product is annotated as TMV resistance protein N-like. Lineage: Eukaryota; Viridiplantae; Streptophyta; Magnoliopsida; Fabales; Fabaceae. Gene Ontology annotation, biological process: signal transduction; defense response. The record is from RefSeq and is a predicted model, not a curated record. The coding region runs from base 326 to 3286 and encodes 986 amino acids. Gene Ontology annotation, molecular function: ADP binding. The transcript has 4 exons.
AGUCUGAAGUUUAGAUUCAUUAUUCAUUUUAUUAAGCUUUUUUAUGUUCAAUCAUUUACUGAGCUUCUGUUAUGUUCAAAUGGACUGUCAGCUUGACCAAGUCAAAAGCAAUUUGUAAGGAUCACAAAACACCUCAAAAUCAUAUUACCUUUGAACUUUGAGAUAUUUGAUCUCAUAUUGUACAAAAUUAUAAAUUCCAACUAAUAUUAUUAAGGACAAGUGACAAAGAACACAUUGAAAUGUAAAAGCUUUUUUUAAUUCUUCAAUUGUAGUGUUACAAUCAUUGCAGGUGCAGCAGUUGGAAUUCGUAUUGGCCGAGCAGCAAAUGAUAAGUGCUGUUGCUUCUUCCUCUAGCUCUUCUUCUAUGUUGUCUCCUAAAAAAUAUGACGUUUUUCUAAGCUUUCGAGGUGAAGACACACGCAGGAACUUCACUAGCCAUCUCUAUGAAGCUUUGAAGCAAAAGAAAGUUGAAACCUAUAUAGAUGAACAUCUUGAAAAGGGAGAUGAAAUCUCACCAGGACUCAUUAAAGCCAUUGAAGAUUCUCAUGUAUCUAUUGUGGUCUUCUCAAAGAACUACGCUUCCUCAAAGUGGUGCUUGGUUGAACUCAUCAAGAUUCUGGAUUGCAAGAAAGACCGAGGACAGAUUGUAAUACCUGUGUUUUACGAGAUAGAUCCAUCAGAUGUGAGAAAGCAAACUGGGAGCUACGAACAAGCCUUUGCAAAACAUGAGGGGGAACCCAGCUGCAACAAAUGGAAAACUGCUCUCACUGAAGCAGCCAACUUGGCUGGGUGGGACUCUCGAACUUAUAGGACUGAUCCUGAAUUACUUAAGGACAUUGUUGCAGAUGUUUUGCAAAAAUUGCCUCCUAGAUACCAAAAUCAACGUAAAGGACUAGUUGGAAUUGAGGAACAUUGUGAACAUAUUGAAUCAUUACUUAAAAUUGGGCCGACAGAAGUUAGAACCCUUGGUAUAUGGGGUAUGGGUGGGAUAGGUAAAACGGCCCUUGCUACUACUUUAUAUGACAAAUUAUCUCAUGAAUUUGAAGGCAGUUCCUUCCUCUCAAACGUAAAUGAAAAAUCAGACAAGCUUGAAAAUCACUGUUUUGGUAAUUCUGAUAUGAGUACGCUUCGAGGUAAAAAAGCUCUCAUUGUCUUGGACGAUGUGGCUACCUCGGAACAUCUAGAAAAAUUAAAAGUAGAUUAUGAUUUCUUGGAACCAGGAAGUAGAGUCAUUGUUACAACUAGAAAUAGGGAAAUACUUGGCCCCAAUGACGAAAUUUAUCAAGUCAAGGAAUUGAGUUCUCAUCACUCUGUUCAGCUUUUUUGUUUGACUGUUUUUGGAGAAAAACAACCUAAAGAGGGGUAUGAAGACCUAUCAGAAAGAGUACUUUCCUAUUGCAAAGGUAUUCCUUUGGCUUUAAAAGUUAUGGGUGCAAGUCUUCGUCGAAAAAGUAAAGAGGCAUGGGAGAGUGAAUUGAGAAAACUCCAAAAGAUUUCGAGUAUGGAAAUUCAUACAGUAUUAAAAUUAAGUUAUGAUGGCUUAGAUCAUUCUCAGAAGGACAUGUUUUUGGACAUUGCAUGCUUCUUUAAAGGACGAGAAAGAGAUUGGGUAACAAGAGUAUUGGAUGCUUUUGAUUUCUUUGCAGCAUCUGGGAUAGAAGUCCUUUUAGAUAAAGCUCUUAUAACUAUUUCAGAAGGCAAUCACAUAGAAAUGCAUGACUUGAUACAGGAAAUGGGUUGGGAAAUUGUUCGUCAAGAAUGUAUCAAAGACCCUGGAAGACGAAGCCGAUUGUGGAGACAAGAGGAAGUGCAAAAUGUAUUGAAAUAUAACAGGGGAACUGAUGUUGUUGAAGGCAUAAUUUUAUCUUUGCGGAAAUUAACUGAAGCUCUACGUUUGAGCUUUGAUUUCCUUGCAAAGAUGACUAACCUGAGAUUUCUUCAAUUCUAUGAUGGUUGGGAUGAUUAUGGUUCUAAAGUGCCAGUUCCUACUGGUUUUGAGUCAUUGUCUGAUAAAUUGAGGUACCUUCAUUGGGAAGGAUUCUGCCUUGAGUCUUUGCCACUUAACUUUUGUGCUGAACAGCUUGUGGAGCUUUACAUGCCUUUUAGCAAGCUUAAAAAGCUUUGGGAUGGGGUUCAGAAUCUUGUGAAUUUAAAGAUAAUUGGCCUUCAGGGCUCCAAAGACUUGAUUGAGGUCCCAGACUUAUCCAAGGCAGAAAAACUGGAAAUUGUUAAUCUUUCUUUUUGUGUAAGCUUGCUUCAGCUCCAUGUUUAUUCAAAAUCUCUCCAAGGACUUAAUGCCAAAAACUGUUCAUCUCUUAAGGAAUUCUCAGUGACAUCAGAGGAAAUAACAGAAUUGAACUUAGCUGACACAGCUAUAUGUGAAUUGCCGCCAUCAAUUUGGCAAAAGAAGAAACUCGCUUUUCUUGUCCUAAACGGCUGUAAAAAUCUUAAGUUUGUUGGGAACGAAAUUGUUCACUUACUGUCUUCAAAAAGGUUAGACCUAUCUCAAACUAAUAUUGAGAGGUUGCCUGCACUUCCACCAUCCCUAAAAUAUUUGAUGGCCGAGGGCUGCACUUCUCUGGAAACAAACUUCACUCAACAUUUAGUGUUACACCACAUGAUACAAAGCCGCAUACCCUACUUACACAAACAUCCUAGUAACCCCGGGUAUUAUAAUAACCAUGAAUGCUUCUUCUUCCCGGGGGACCGCAUCACCAAAGCGUGUGGGUUUUGCACAGGAGAUAGUUCAAUAACUAUUCCUUAUCUUCCAAAAUCUGACUUGCACGGUUUCAUUUAUUGCAUCAUUUUUUCUGAGGGAAUUUACGGAAAGAGAAGCAGCGUACUUUCAUGUUCUAUCAAUCAAGACGGUAUACAGGUCGGCCAGGACCAGAAGACAAUAUAUAUCCCAGAUUUAUUUUUAGAUCAUGUGUUAUUUUGGUAUCAUGACAUCAGACAAUUUGACAGAAUAAGAGAAGUGUGUGAUCAUUUCAGCGACCUAACAAUUUCAUUUGAACAUAAACACUUAUUUCGUGGCGUGAAGAUUACAUGGGGCAUAAAAGAGUGUGGGGUCUUCCCAGUAUAUGCCAGGGCAUCAGGGUUUAAGGUGGUUGGUAGUAAUAGCAAGGAAACUUUUGAAUGUGAAUCCAUUACUCAAAUCUCUAAUAAUGAGUCACAGCCCAGACCCAGAGCGAUCAGAGUUGAAGCUGGAGUUAGAGGCUCUAAUAAUGAAAAUGAAGAAGACAGGAACAACUUCCUGCAGCAAAAGAGGAUGAGGACUUCACCAUAAAAGAUAAUCUUCCUGUGACUACUUCAUCGCUAUCAAACCUCACCCACUACUCCUUAUUUAGUGCUUUUUUCAUAAAUGAAAUUAGUCAUUCAAAUAUAGAAAUUAUCAGUUGGAAAUACUCUUGAUUCUAGAAAUUUAUGCAUGGUAUAUUGUAAUAAGUUUACAACAUUGUGCUAUGAUGCUAUACUUACCUGUUGAGCAGGUUUUCUUUUUGAAAUACUUAUAUAUGAAUGUCGCACUUUUUGAGCAGGAAAUGAGCACUAGCUUGU